AUGUCAGCACCCGACAUGUUCGAAGUCGAAGAUCUUGGACCUUCUCAGCGUGAGCCACUUCCACGCCAAUCAAUAGGCUCCAGACGGCCCUCUUCUAUCAAUCAUCCUGAUUCCAGAUCGCAAAACUCCGAAGAACAUCGGCCUCUUGCAGCUGGUAGAGAUAAUGAACCGAGCGACGGAUCGGUGGAAACUUCUGAGAAUGAGUACCAGCUCGAGGAUCUGUCGGAGCCACCAACUGCGAAGGGUAUUAUACUACGCAAGACAGUACCUCCACCAGGGACGUCUAACACAAAAGACACAACUGGCCAAAAGAAGGACCGAGAAAACGUCUUCUGGAUCUGGAAAGAAGAGCUCCUUUUGCUUGUGGUUGCCGCAGGAUUCUUUGCUGGUAUCUGUCGAAUUCUCUACAUAUACGAUGAAAAGGAACUGCCACACUGGGACGACUUGGGCAUCACACUCAACACACUUAUCUCAAUCAUCGCAACCAUAUUCCGGGCAUCACUGGCAAUAAUCACAUUCGAGAUCCUUGCUCAGCUCAAAUGGGACUGGAUUUCUAGUGGAAGUUUUCGUCCUAUGCAACAGGUUCAAGUGUUUGAUAGUGCUUCUCGAGGCAUUCUCGGAUGCCUUCGCCUAAUUCCGAUCAUAGCAAUUCAACAUCCCUUAGCGCUGGCUGCUAUCUUCGUUACUGUCUCCUCCAUUGGUAUCGGCUCUUUCACACAGCAGUCUAUUCAGACAUUUCAAUGUCGUUUACCAAUCCAGUCGCUAGAUUAUCCCGCGACAAUAACUACAGUGAAUUAUGCCGAGUUCUCCGACUCUUGGGCGGGUGGCAUAUAUUACGAAACUGGCCUGGACAUGAAGCUAAAGCUUGCAAUGAAGGAUGCGAUAUUGUCUUCGCGCGAAUACAGCUCGCUAUUUAGCUGCCCAUCGGGAAACUGCACGUUCCCUACGUACUCCAAUGGUGGAGGGUAUUCACGAUCUAACCAAACGUCGCACGCAAGCGUUGGUUUUUGCAGCCGGUGCUCUGACAUAAAGAAACUCGUUCGGGGUCCAGAGCCACUAAAUUCAAGUGCAAGUUCUCGGCCUCGCAAUCUUACAGUCGUCUAUUCACUACCAAAUGAUCUGACCGUAUAUAAACCUAAGCGAAUGGAAAUAAUUUACUGGCCGCGUCUUGGCGGCGAGGAUAAUCUGGUAUUGAAUACUCGAACGGAAACGAACAUAGACUGGGCACAUGAAGCACUUGACAACGAGUUCCUCAACCGAGCUCGAUGGGCCGCCGUGAACAUCACCAUACUUGGUGCUUCUAAAGACGGUUGCAAUGAUCACCAAAACGGUACUUUCACAUGCCAUGAAGGCUGCAAUGAGGAAACAGAAUCCGCCGACUCAUGUCGCUACUCGGACCAUCUGCACCAAUUUGAGCGUCCGAUCAAUCUCGCAGCUGCUGUCUGUACUCUGUAUCCAUGCAUCAAAUACUUUACCGCCGAAGUGGAGGAUGGUCAAAUACAUGAGAAAGUGGAAUGGGAUAUACCCCUCCGUCGGGAGCGACUCGACACACCUUCCUUCAGGCGACUCUGGCAAGGUAUAAUGCAACCAUGUCUAGUGAAUGGUACAGUCUACACAUCAGCAAAUGCAUCAUCCCCCCCUGGCAAGAUUCCCAAUCCUGCGCCAGUUCUUUUCCACAUUGACGAUUGGGUCACUGAGAACCCCAGGAGCGUGUCCGAGUUUGUGAACGUUACAGUUCCAGCUGAUUGCAUCGUCGAGCUCCCAACGUAUAUCUUGGAAUCACUACGUGACGAAAUAAGGGCCACUUAUAAUACCAACUGUACUAUGGGACAUCAACCGUGGGCUCGAGUGGAGUGUGUUCAACAUCAAAGCAGUGGCGAUUCCUCCGAAUCGCAUCUUGCAACCCUCAUGACCGACGGGACAACUUCCGUAUCCGCUAUAGACAAAGCCAUGGAUUCCAUAACUACAAGACUUACAAACGAGAUUCGGGAAGUCGGCACUGGUCCAUUUGGGAAUCCAAACCCGAAAGUAAAAGGAGUGGUAUGGGAGACGCGCGCAUGCGUCCACAUAGAAUGGUAUUGGCUCAUAUUUCCAGGCGCAUUGCUAAUCAUGUGUGCAAUUUUACUUGCCACGAUUAUGGUUAGGGAUGCGAAAAAGAAGCACGUGUGGAAGAGUUCGAUCCUUCCGUUCCUGUUGAAGGAUCAUCCUGGAAUACAGAGUUUGAGUAUAAAGGGUGUGGCAAAGGUUGCGGAUGGCUAUGAAGUCAAAAUGGAAACGAAGAAUACAGUUUAG
Molecule: messenger RNA, 2292 nt
Organism: Fusarium poae
Lineage: Eukaryota; Fungi; Ascomycota; Sordariomycetes; Hypocreales; Nectriaceae
Exons: 1
Coding region: 1-2292 (763 amino acids)
Source: RefSeq, a predicted model, not a curated record